AUGAAGAAGGUGCUAGGCCCCGCUUGGUACAAUGCCGUUCUGGGACGAAAUCCUUUGACGAAGGAGCCGUUGGUCACGCUUCCAGAUUCGAUGCGAGAGGAGGUAAUGUACCACCUGAACAAUACGGUCCUGCCAACUCGUUUCCAGCAACUGGAGCAGUUCCUUGCUUCCUCGAAGGGGCCCUACUUCUGUGGAGACCGGAUGACAGUCUGUGACCUGAGUCUGUAUGUCUAUGCCUCGGGAAUCCUCGACGGAACUUUCGCAGCGGGCGUUCAGCCUAAUGUUAUGGACAACUGCCCAGGCUUGAAAGCUUUGGUGGAGCGAGUGGGGAACCACCCGCGUGUCCAAGAGUGGAACGCGGCUCAUCCGUGA
Symbiodinium sp. CCMP2592 is the source of this 372-nucleotide messenger RNA. NCBI's taxonomy places the organism in Eukaryota, Dinophyceae, Suessiales, Symbiodiniaceae. The record is from the annotation of a GenBank genome assembly.